UGCAAAAUGAUGGCAUCCUGUUCGACCUUCAAUAAGCACAUCUUUCUGAAUGGUGGACCACCGAGCGAGACGACGAGCGAGAUUUCGUCGGUGGAGAGUGAUUGGGGCGAUCUGCGACUGAUAGCGGCGCAGCUGGGCGUUGCCAAUCCGGACGAUCUGCACGUUGAACGUUUCAAGGUGGACCGGCAGAAGCUGGAGGAUAUGAUAAAGGUGGAAACAUAUUCAGAGGGAAUGAAUAGUGCAGAGGAGUUCUUCACGAAUAUCAUGAAGGAGACCACCACCUACGUCAGCUGGCCAUGCCGGUUGAAGAUUGGCGCGAAGACGAAAAAGGAUCCUCACAUUCGGAUCGUUGGCAAAAUGCCGGACGUUCUCCGAGCAAAGGAUAAAGUGAUGUCCCGGCUUGACUCCAGGGGUAGCCGCGUAAUUAUGAAGAUGGACGUAUCGUACACGGACCAUUCCUUCAUCAUUGGGCGCGGUGGCAAUAACAUCAAACGCAUCAUGGAAGAAACGACGACCCACAUCCACUUCCCGGACUCGAACCGUUCGAAUCCGACCGAGAAGAGCAAUCAGGUGUCGAUGUGUGGCAGCAUCGAAGGUGUCGAACGGGCGAGAUCGUUAGUUCGCAACUCGACACCGCUGUUGAUUUCCUUCGAGCUGCCUAUUCUGGCGCCGGGAAAAACUCCGCCGGAUAAUGAUACGCCAUACGUGAAGGAGGUUGAGGCAGAGUUUAGUGUGCAGGUGAUUUUUUCGACCAGGCCGAAGUUGCACUCGUCGCUGGUGCUGGUAAAGGGUUCAGAGAAGGAGGAACGCAUGGUGAAAGAAGCUACACGGCGGCUGAUGGACUUGAUGUGUGAGAAUAUGGCGAGCCAAAUACCCGUGCAGAUGCAGUUAGAAAUCUCGACCCAACAUCAUCCGAUCGUACUUGGACGGGCAUCGUGCAAUUUGCGAGAAAUUAUGAACCGCACUGGUACACAGAUAAUGUUCCCGGAUGCAAACGAUGUGAACAUCAAGCCAAUCAAGCGCUCCCAGGUGACCAUAACCGGUUCCAUCAACGGUGUCUAUCUCGCAAGGCAGCAAUUAAUAGGAAGUCUACCGAUCGCACUCAUCUUCGACUAUCCGGAAAACACGGUCGAUUCGGACGAUAUUACCAAGCUCAUGCUAACGCACGACGUGUUCAUCUCCGUGCGCCAAAAAUCGCGCCAAAGUACGCUUUGUAUCGUGAUCAAGGGUAUUGAGAAGUUCAUCGCCAACAUUUACGAAGCACGUCAUCAGCUGCUGAAGUGUUCGGGACCACGUGUUGUUGCUGAAGUACCGCGCACGUACUUCGGACCGAACGAACAUCCGCAGCAAACGAACCAGAACAUAUCGGCACUGCUGGCAGGUCCGAUUGCUCCACCGUUUUCGCCACUGUCUCCGAUUAAUGCGCUCUCUUUCGUUGGAUGGCCUUCACCGACGUCAGCUGCCUCGCCUGCUGCUUUACCCACGGCGGACUACGCAUUCGGCCAUAUGAGAGGACAGUUCCAGAAUUUCCAUUUACACGGGUCGCCAAAGCUACCGACGCCUCAUCAUCAACAACUACUUCCAUUGUCACUUCCGCCCGGCCUGGAUCGUACAAUCGCCGGAAGCUCUUCUGCUAGUAAGCUCACCCACCUCGCUAGCCCACACCUGUUAUCGGUUCCUCCGGGAGCAGGUGGUGGCGGUGGUGGUGGAUCUUUCUUGCAGAACCAACUGUCACAUCAUCAUCACCAUCAUCAGCAUUCGGGACAUUCGCACCAUCAACGCAACCAGCAGUCGGUACAUUCGAACGGGAACUGUUCUACGUCUACCAGUCUAACGAUUAGUCAGAACAAUAGCCACAACGACAUCCAUUCGAGUGGAUAUCAGAGUUUGAACUGUUCCAGUAACUCACUGGAUCAGCAAUACCAGAACAAUUCGUCCACGGGUGGAUCGGUAGUGUCACAAGUGUCCUCAAAUUCGCUUCUUAACAGCUCGCCAGAUCAUCAGAGCCCGGGCGUUUCGGGAACGAGUGGUAUGAACCGUUGCCGUCUUUCCAUUUGCACGCCCGAAAGUCCUCACUAUCAGUCAGAUUUGGAGCAACGAACGCCGCUAGCGUUUGAACAGAAGGGCUCCCUAAACGACAAAUUCCUGUUCAAUCUUGACCCGCGAGUUGUGGCCGGUUACAAGGCAAUGCACAUAUCACCGCAGCAGGGCGAAGUUCGCACACCGACACUGUCCUGGCAGGGCCUAGGACUAAGUCAGUCGUCUCCAGCCCCAGUCGAGGCAUGCGAUCUUAGCUGGGCUAACACGAGCAGCUCCAGCGGUAGUGGCGGCAACGGGGCAGCCAACAUCAGUACGAGCAGCUCGAGCAGUGGUGCUACCGAUUCGCGCCACAAUCUGACGACCACCAUGAUCGAGGUGACGCCACGACAUCAGCGCGAACAGAUGGCCCAAUACAACGAUGUCACGACCAUACUGACCGGUCUCGGAUUGGAGCAUUACAUAAAGAACUUUAUCAACGGUGAAAUCGAUAUGACCGUCUUCCAGACGCUUACCGAUCAGGAUCUGCUUAAUUUGGACAUUAAACCGCUCGGUGCAAGGCGCCGCAUACUGAUGGCGAUACAUGAUUUGAGUGCACGGCCGGGCAGUGGACUGUUUGGAUCAUCGGCAUUGUCACCGUCGGGACUACCGUCGGCACUGUCCCGGUUCUCCGGAUCGGCAGCGCCCGGUGCAGAGCGACGUAGUUCCAGUGGACAGUAGA
Molecule: messenger RNA, 2758 nt
Organism: Anopheles maculipalpis
Lineage: Eukaryota; Metazoa; Arthropoda; Insecta; Diptera; Culicidae
Gene: BicC
Product: protein bicaudal C
Exons: 8
Coding region: 7-2757 (916 amino acids)
Cellular component (GO): cytoplasm
Molecular function (GO): protein binding; RNA binding
Source: RefSeq, a predicted model, not a curated record